AAAAGUUGGCUGAGACUCGGUGCGACGCGAAUUAACUCUAAUAUGUUGACUCAGUUCAUAUUUUUGGAUGGGAAUGCUUCAGCGACUGUUGUUUUCGAAUUCAUGAUGUCAAGUGCCAAAAUGGGGUAUGCCUUUGAUUUUGACUGCCCGCAGAGCAUUGAAACUCUCCAAAACGUCCCCAAGACCAAUUUCUUGAAUGAACAUCAUUCUUGGCUGAUUUGGAGUAGUAAAAACAACUUUAUAGACGAGUUCCGGGUCAUUUCAUUGUCUCUGUGUCUCCAAAGUGACGUAAUUUUGGCUUCCUUCGAUUCGGAUUCGAGUGUCACACUUACCGAUGCGUACAUGCCCUCCGAAUCUGCACCGAUCAACUGUACCCAGCUCGGGCAUUGGAGUCUUGAGCGCGGUCUACAGGGUAACUUGAAUGAACCAAAAACAAGAUCUCGUCGAAACUUAUUCGGCCAAACUGUGACCGCAGGGAUAGAGCUUUUGCAGUCCCAAGGAGUGGAAGAAAUGCUUUUAAAUCCAUUUUUUGCCAGAAAUCAGGAUGCAGAAUCACGGCGAACUUUCAAACUGUUCACUCAUGUGGCGGAGCUGUACAAUUUUAAUCUUAAAUUGAGGGUAUUCGAUUCUGUUGGAGUGCCGACUGGUGCAGGAAAUGGAACCUAUGACGGGUUGAUCGGGUCUCUGCAAAGGAAGGAGACGGACCUAGGGUUAGCAAUGCUAAGACGAGAUUUAAAAGAUGUUAAUUCUUUGGGCUACGUCCGUGUGCCCCUGGGAUCAAUGGCUUUGAAAUCUGGUUUUGUGUACUUACACCAUCGACGUCUUCCAUGGUAUAGUCUGGGAAACAUGUACUUCUCAGAGAACAUCUGGGCCGCAACAGGCGCACUCCUCAUUUCAUACAUGCUUGGUUUCAAGUUCCUUGCUAAAUUCGACAGAGAAAAUCUUCAAGAAAUGUCGUCCUUGGUUUUCAUCUCUGCUAUCAUGUCUCAACAAGGAUUUCCAGUGGAAACCAAUUGGGCAUCCAGUCGAUUGUUGGCUCUAAGUUCACUCGUUUUUGGAUUCUUCCUCUACACAUAUUACAACACCGCAGUUUUGAUCCAGAUUCUAUCCGUGCAAACACAUCCAGUUAUGACCCUUGACAUUUUUUUGAGUGAUGACAUUACGGUGGGAGCGGAAAACACGAGCCAAAAUUAUCUCAUAUUCUCGAACUCAUCAGUAGACCCGCACAUUCAAAAGCUGCAGGAAGUGAAAAUGAAUUCUACAGAGACUUUUGUACCGAUCACGGAAGGUUUGAAGCGAGUUCGCGAGGCAAAUUACGCUUACGUCACUGAUUUGCGGAAAUUGUUUGGUGCAGCCGCCGACACUUUCUCAGAUUACGAGUUAUACAGCUUGGUCGCCGUGGAACUUUUUCCCCCAGCCUCGACGCCAAGAUCAAUCGGUGUGCAGAUGGACUCUCCUUAUGAGGAAUUCUUCUCUUUUGGGAGUUCACUGCUCGUAGAGCGAGGAAUCCUUACACGCACGGAUAAGCUGUGGGAUAUCGCCCAACCACGCUGCGAUCGACAAAUCUUCUUACCGGUCAAAUUGGAAGAGGUGCUUUUCGCUUUUGUGCUUCUCAUCGCCGGCAUGAUGUGCUCACUUCUUCUUCUCGCUGUGGAGAAAGGGCUUUUGCAGCUGCCAAGCACUGCAGUCUCAACGAGCUCAAUAACUAGGAGAUUUGGUCACGGAUCGGUUUGGAGUGGUUACAGGCAAUGGUAACAGAGGACAAAUCAAGGAAUUUUUCAAGAAAUAAUGUUGACCAGUUUUUCAAUGAUAAAGGCAUGACAGGAAGUCUGCAGCGUCACAAACGGAGAUCGGUGGUUUUGCACUUUGGCCAUCGAUAUAUGACCUCUUUCCUGGUAGAAGAGCGUAAAAUGCACAAAAGCAAAUUUUGCUGGAGAGGUACUAAACUGAUUUUAUUGCCAAGCAGGAUGAUUAAAGAAAUUCUGGAGUGUCCAAAGGAUGUACUAGCAUCAUUUUAGAAGUACUUAAAUCAUACUUUGUUGGUGGGAAAAUUUGUAGUAGUCUAUUAAGCUAUUUUGAAAUUUUGAACUCACGGUUUUUUCAAGAAAGUAAUAGAAAACUGAGGCUUUUAUUCAGUA
Molecule: messenger RNA, 2138 nt
Organism: Bemisia tabaci
Lineage: Eukaryota; Metazoa; Arthropoda; Insecta; Hemiptera; Aleyrodidae
Source: RefSeq, a predicted model, not a curated record